This is a messenger RNA of Salpingoeca rosetta, 2217 nucleotides long. RefSeq names its product disulfide isomerase. Gene Ontology annotation, biological process: protein folding; response to endoplasmic reticulum stress. Gene Ontology annotation, molecular function: protein disulfide isomerase activity. NCBI's taxonomy places the organism in Eukaryota, Choanoflagellata, Craspedida, Salpingoecidae. Gene Ontology annotation, cellular component: endoplasmic reticulum. The coding region runs from base 94 to 1638 and encodes 514 amino acids. The record is from RefSeq and is a predicted model, not a curated record. The transcript is spliced from 5 exons.
GAUGACCUCAAAUGGGCUGUUUUGUGCAUUUUCAGCUCUGCCACGUACACCACGAAACCCCAAACCGAAGCAAAGCAGACAAACGGACGGACGAUGAUGAAGGCUGUGGUGCGGGUGUUGGCUCUGGCGCUUGCCGUUGUGGCGGUGGUUGCUGCCUCUGCCAGUGCGUACGAGGAAGAGGAUGGCGUGAUCGUCGCCACAGACAGCAACUUUGACGACAUCAUCAAGGAGCACGAGUUUGCCCUGGUUGAGUUUUACGCCCCGUGGUGCGGCCACUGCCAAGCUCUCGCUCCGGAAUAUGCCAAGGCUGCCCAGACGCUUGCGGAGAACGACUCCCCCGUGAAGCUGGUCAAGGUUGACUGCACCGAGCAGGAGAAGCUUUCUGAGCGCUACGAGAUUCGCGGCUUCCCCACCCUGCGCUUCUUCCGCAACACGGUCGACACCGACUACACUGGCGGCCGCACCGCAGAUGAGAUUGUUUCCUGGGUGACCAAGAAGAGCGGCCCGCCCGCCGUCGAUGUGGAGGACGUCGACGCCGCCAAGGCCCUCGCCGAGGACAACGACAUUGUCAUCUUUGGCUUCUUCGAUUCCAAGACCAGCGACGAGGCCAAGGCCUUCAUCGACGCCGCCGGCGCCAGCGACAACAUCUUCGGCAUCUCCACCAACGCUGACGUGGCCAAGGCCUAUGGCGUGUCCGCACCCGCCAUUGUUGCCGCCAAGCAGUUUGAUGAGCCCCGCGUGACGUACGAGGGCGCCCCCGACGAUGCCGAAGCCAUCAACGACUUUGUGGCCACGGAGUCCCUCCCUCUUGUCAUUGAGUUCACCAAUGAGAACGCGCCCAAGAUCUUUGGCGGCGCCGUGCAGGUGCAUCUCCUGACGUUUGUGAAGAACGACCACGAGAACUUUGAGAAGAUUGUUGACGCCAUGAAGGCGGCCGCCAAGGACUUCCGCGGCGACAUCCUCUUUGUCCACAUUGACAGCAGCCGCGACGACAACAUGCGCAUCCUGGAGUACUUUGGCCUGAGCGAGAGCGACCUGCCCGCCGUGCGCAUCAUCGAUCUUGCCAACAACAUGGCCAAGUAUGCUCUCGAAGGCGACAUCACCGCAGACUCCCUCCACGAGUUUGCAUCCAACUUCAAGAAGGGCUCCCUCAAGCGCCACCUCAUGUCUGAGGAGACGCCCGACGACUGGGACGCUGAGCCCGUGAAGGUGCUCACCGGCAACAACUUUGCCGACGUCGCCCUCGACAGCUCAAAGAACGUCUUUGUCGAAUUCUAUGCGCCGUGGUGCGGCCACUGCAAGCAGCUUGCUCCCAUCUGGGACAAGCUUGGCGAGAAGUUUGAGGGCGUGGACAACGUUGUGAUUGCCAAGCUGGACGCCACCGCCAACGAGCUGGCAGACAUUGUUGUGGAGAGCUUCCCCACGCUGAAGCUGUUCCCUGCAGACUCGCAGGAGGCCGUCGACUACGAGGGCGGGCGCACGCUCAAGGAGCUUGUUGCCUUUGUCAACGACAACGCCGCCGCGAGUGUGGAGGUGACUGCGGAGGACGAGGCUGCAGCCGGCGAGGGCGGCUACGACUACGGCGAGGAGCCCGAGUACGAGGACUACACCGAGGGCACUGGCCACGACGAGCUCUGAGCCCCACCCACACGAAGCGCACCCAUUGUGUUGCUCCCCUCCCAACACACAUGGUCCUCUGUUUCUCUGUUUGUCUCGCUCUCUCACAACUUCCUCACAACUCUCUCACUCUCACACACACACUCUCACAAUUCACAUGUGCGCGUACACACAUUGUUUCUUACCUUGCCUGCCCCAGUAUUGUUUGUCACAGUACAUUCCCCCCCCCCUUGGGCGGUUUUGUCGUGUUUUCGUUGUUUCGUGCACGUGCCUGUACGUGUGCGGUGGCGUGGCUGUUAUGUCGUGUGGAUUGGAUUCUGUGCUGCUUUGCUUUGUCGUUAGCCUUGGGGAGACCUUGUCCUCCCAGCCAGGCACAUCAUCCAUCCAUCACGCCUGCCCUCGCGUUUUCCCCGUGUCAGUACAUGUGUGUGUGGUAUGGCAUUGCGUUUACAGAACUCUGCAAGUGUGCGUAUGUAGGAGCAAAAGUGUGGGAUGAGCACAAAGUGUGGGUGUAGGAAGGGCGGCGAGGCAAGUCAUGUGGCACACAAGGCUUGGCGGUUGGAGAUGUGCGUGUAUGUGUGUGUGUUCUGAAUACAUUCA